Aspergillus costaricaensis CBS 115574 is the source of this 582-nucleotide messenger RNA. RefSeq lists its product as uncharacterized. The record is from RefSeq and is a predicted model, not a curated record. Bases 1 to 582 code for a protein of 193 amino acids. NCBI's taxonomy places the organism in Eukaryota, Fungi, Ascomycota, Eurotiomycetes, Eurotiales, Aspergillaceae. The transcript has a single exon.
AUGAGAACCGACAGUACGAAGGCCUCACAUUGGUGGAAGGUGAUGUGCCGCUGUCGACUCCAAUGUCACGAAGUCCCCCGGUCUUCAAACAAAGUAGUGGUAGUGUUUGGGUUUUUUCUGGUCUGGAAAUGCAGUUGGAAUUACUCACAACAGCAAAGCCCCCAAGGCACGCCUAUUUUCCGUCUUCAGCUAGAUGUGCCGGUAACAUGGAGGGUUGAUGAGAGCUGGCCCUUGACCUGGAAGCUCACAUAUCAUGGAGUGGAAGGAGACGAUAGUACCUCUCAGCCGAUCACCUUCUCGAACAGCGAUUUCUCGAAUUGGGGGGUGUUCUGUGUCUAUCGGCGCAGUUCAUAUACGGGGACAUGGGGGCCCUGGCGCAGUUAUAGAACUGUCGGAUGCCACCAGUUUGAAGAUCAAGAUUCCCCGUGCACGGUAGGUACGAGCGAUAUGUUUGUUACUCUUGAACCCCACGAGACCUGGAUACAUGUUGAGGAGCGCGAAAUUGAAUUUGAUCUGCCGGAGGAUGCUCAGACCGGCGAGGUCCUCCGAUACCAGUUCGAGGGAUGCAAGCUGAGCUGUUAA